Molecule: messenger RNA, 3333 nt
Organism: Diatraea saccharalis (sugarcane borer)
Lineage: Eukaryota; Metazoa; Arthropoda; Insecta; Lepidoptera; Crambidae
Source: the annotation of a GenBank genome assembly
UUGUUACCAGGCGGUGCGAAUUUUGUUAACCCCUACACAAGCGACGACCGGACUGACCUCAGUCAAGUAUGGGUGGAGAUACCGCCAGCACUAGUCGCGCUAGGCGGAGAUGUCCGAGUACGCAUGCAUGGCGUACUCGAAAAUUCUAUGCUACGCAUACGAAUCGCGCGCGACGACGACGACGGCCGGUCUCAGCUCGCCACAAUGCCUCUAGCACUUGAUUCAGAAGGAAGAGUCACAUUGCCAUGUGGUUAUUUCUCUAGAGGUGGAGUUUACUACUUAGAACUCGUCAGUGAUAAAGAAUUUCUCGAUUAUGAUAGUGUAAAUGUUAGCGAUACGAAGGAGAAAAGAGACGCUGAUACUAGAUUACAUUCCAAUAAAGAUAAUAGUGAUAUUAAUGUUGAAAAUAGAAUAAAAAGAGAUGUAGACAAUGAUGGUGUGAUAAUAGAAACUGGUGAUAGUGUAGUCAAAUUUUGGAAGUUUGAUGUUAUGUGGCCUAUGGCUAAACUAGAUGUUACACCUGAACAGAUACAGACUUAUCCAGAAAGGCAGGUGACAGCAAUUUUAGAGUUUCCUGGAGUUAUGUGUACUCCAAUGGAGACGAGUGCAGAUUUUUGGUUGGAACUUUUAUAUUGUGGACAUUCCAGUGGAGGUGCAGUCCUAUGUGAUGGAAAGAACACUAGUUCUAAUGCACACGUUUUAUAUUCUGAACAGAUGCAUGGUUUCCCGGGACGUCGGACGAUGACACUUCGUUGCGAACUCUUUGGCCAAGCAGGAGAUUACGCUCUGACUCUUAGACCAGCUGCCGCGACGGGGCCGCAAGACUUCGCCGCUGCUUUUAUCAAGGCUGAUUGGUCGGAACAGUUCGUCUUGAACGUCCACGGGGGAUCAGUGUUGCCUUGCAGUGAUGGUUUCCGGGUACUGUUUCAGUACCCAGAGUGUGUAUUGGAAGGCGCUGACAGAGUCAGAGUAUUCGGAAGGGAUGGAGAAAGAUUGCGAUAUGUUGCUGAGCAAAGAGUUAGAAGAGGGCAGCAUACCGCAUCUUUCGACUGCCGGUUGUUCAGUGAGCGGUAUGCCGAAUACUGCUUCGUGUACGUGUCGCAGGCGGUCACCGGUGCGGUGGCUGACGUCAGGAUGGACUGCUUACCAACCUCACCUCUUUCAGAGGGGGGCGCGGGCGGGUGGGGCGAGUGGUCUGCAUGGUCGCCGUGUCCCGCACCCGCGCACUGCUCGACGCGUACGCGCAGUCGACAUCGCUUCUGCGACUCCCCACCACCUGCGUACGGGGCCAAGUACUGUGAGGGUGAAGCAGUCGAGCUAGAAGCGUGCGAAUGUUCAGCGCGACCAUGGGCUGGCGACUCAUCAGUAGUGGUGGCGGAGGUUGGCGCUAGAUGUCGCUGCGGCUGCGUGCUGCAUUUAGCUCCCACAGCUCGGUUACUGGCAGGCUCGGCCAGAGCGUGCCCAUCCAGAUCAUUUUGGCUUCUUCAGGCUGAAGAAGGUCUUGUGGUGCGCUUGCGCAUGGAAUCGGUGCGGCUGCCGUGCACUGGACAGGCGUUAAGAGCGAGAGAUGGGGAUUCCCUGGGGUCACCUCUGCUUGCGUCAUGGGACGGUCCCGAUAGUUCCGCCGUGGUUGGUGCCGUAGAAACUACGACGGACAGCAGUGGAGUGAUGGAAAUAGCUGGUGGGCGCCAUAUCUUAGUAGAGCUUCGGUCCUCUGACACCAGUGAGCGAUGCGCUGGAGGUUUCUUGGCACACGCCAGCCAAGUCGAGCCAAUCAGAAAUGCGUCAGCGGCAUGGGCUGUAGUGAGCAGUGCCACCUGGUGGAGGGGCGGUGGCGGAGCUAGAGGUGCUGCUGUAGCACUAGCUGCGAUAGCAGCGCUCGCGGCAUUGUGCUUAGCGCUGCAUUCAGCGCACCGUACCAGGGCAUAUCAGAGAGCUGCUGAUAAGGAAUCCUUGACUGACAGUGAUGCCUGCUCAGCUUCAUUGGAGAUGGGCGCAGCAACAGCUGGGUCCAGAAGCACAUUGUUAUCCGAAGUAGUCGGAGGUGGUGUUUCAUUGCGACGCCUCCUCCCUUCAGGGAAGACGAGGCAUACGAGGCUACGCGACUCUGACAGGGCUUCUGAAAAUGUAGAUCAGAAGGAAGAAGAGGAUGAUCACACAGACACUGAAGCUGAUCCAGGCGACAACGUUAGUGUUGCGAGCGCACGUAGUACUGCAAGUCAAGCUACUGUCACCCCAGAAACUGUAUCGUCGAGCAGUGCGCCGGUCACCCGCAGUAAUGUAGCGCCGUCGCCGCUGCGUCGCUCACAUACUGUCACCGCCACCUCUAAUGUUUCCGUGUCAACAACAGUAUCAAAGGUCACGUCACCGCCUCAAACGUCCAAUACUGAAGUGAUGACUGUUGACCUCAGCACUAGCGUCAGCAGCGUGAGUGAAAGGGAUGAUAGUUGCAGCGAAAAGGACAAAGAUAGCUUGUGGGAAAAGGAUCGCAGCGAGAGCAGAGCAUCCUCGUCUACUUCUGCUGCAACUCUUACCAACGGUUGGUAUUCGCCAGCACUGAGUGGAGUUGCGUCCGCAAAAAUCAGGGACAAUCCGAAACACACGAAGGAAAGCUGCAACCGGAGACUGCUUAGAUCUGACCUGAGUCUUACGUCACACCCGGAAAUGGAGAUCGACUACUAUGACUACGAAGUCAACAAUGCUGGUUCCGUUCCAGGUUCAUACUUAGGAAUGGAUCCAGCAUUUCUAGUGUGGAUACCACCACUUGAAGAGGGCGAUAUUUUGAAAGAAAUAGAUGAAAACAAAGAACACGUUUAUGAGGAAGUGUUGCCGAAAGAACUUCAUCCUGAUCCGGGUAGCAACAGUGAAUCACCAGAAGAGAGACCGUGUUCCAGCAACAAGAGAAAUUCUGACAACCGAUCCAACAGAUCCAACGAGUCCAUCAAAUCCACCCGCAAAGUCAUGGAUAGAAGUAACAUAAUACAUCCUCUAAAUUUUAGCAUCAGUGAUCUGCAGAAUUCUCCUAAAUUAGGCAAAAGGAACAAGAAAAAGAGAGACGAAAUUCCCGUGACGAUACAAAUGAGAGAUCUGACAUUAACAAGAUCUCCAGUUAAAGUGCAUAGGAAAGAGAAUAGAAAUGAUCACGACAAUUCUUCUACGUUAAAGAGAGUAAACGAUACAGCUAGAGAAACUAAUGCUGAUACACUAAAACGGUCAGAUAUCAAUGACUUGAAAUUCGCAGAUGAAACUUCAGAUUCUUCGGGUGAAAUCAAAUUCGCUGAUGAUUCUCCUGAUAGUAAUAGACUAGUUGACAAAUAUGAUGUGAAAGUAUAA